Messenger RNA from Humulus lupulus (European hop), 1422 nucleotides. RefSeq lists its product as uncharacterized. Lineage: Eukaryota; Viridiplantae; Streptophyta; Magnoliopsida; Rosales; Cannabaceae. Bases 1 to 1422 code for a protein of 473 amino acids. The record is from RefSeq and is a predicted model, not a curated record. Gene Ontology annotation, molecular function: catalytic activity. The transcript has a single exon.
AUGAAAAUGAUUUCUUACCAUAGGAUUGGUUUUGUUGGGCUCCUAGAGACAAAGGUUAAGGCUGCCAAUAUGAGAGCCUUAUACCUAUAUAUGUUUUCGGGGUGGUGCUUCACUUCUAAUAUUUCUCAUCAUCCUAAUGGGCGGAUUAUUAUAGCUUGGAAUCUGAAUAGCUUUGAGGUUGACAUCAAAGGGGGUACGAGUCAAUUUAUUCACUGUUGGAUAAGGCCUAAACAAUGGAGUCAGUUUGCAGUCACUGUUGUCUAUGCUAUGAAUGACAGUAAUGACCGAAAGCAGCUUUGGAAGGAUAUUGGUCUUAUUGCUCAAGGUAUAAAGAUUCCGUGGAUUAUUGGAGGAGAUUUUAAUGCUGUUUUGUCUACUGUUGAAAGGCAGAAUUAUCGUGGUAAUGGAGCAGAAAUGGUGCCGUUUCAAACCUGUGUUGCGGAUUAUGGUUUGGAGGAUGUUAAAUACAAUGGCUCUUACUUUACUUGGAAUAACAAACAAGAGGGAAAAGCUCGAGUAUGUGCAAAGUUGGACUGGGUUUUAGCUAAUACUGACUGGUUGGAAAAUUUUCCAACGGCUGAAGUGAGCUACCUUGCAGAGGGAAUCUUUGAUCACUCCCCAGGGCUGCUGUCCAUAUACCCGAAUUCUCAAGACAAGCAUAAACCGUUCAGGUAUUUUAAUUACUGGAGUUCCUUGGCUGAGUUUACUGAUAUAGUUCGAAAAGGAUGGAGUGAGGAAGUUGAAGGCUCUCCUAUGUACAGAUUAAUAAAAAAACUCAGAAUGCUAAAACAGGGACUAAGGAGGUUACAUCAGCAAGGGAAGGGAGACCUUGGUAUCCAAGACUCAGAAGCGUAUAAAAAUCUGAUUGAUCUUCAGGAGUCUUUGAGGGGGCAACCUCAGAAUGAGGACCUUAUUUCUCAGGAAAUUCAGGCUAGGAUGCAUUACACCCAGAUUCACAAGCAUUAUCUCCUGUUAUUAAGGCAGAAAGCAAAAGCAAAUUGGAUUGCUCUAGGUGAUGACAAUACCAAAUUAUUUCAUGCUAGUAUGAAGCAGAGGAGAAUGCAAAAUACUAUCUACUCAGUCAGAAACAGAGAUGGGGAAUGGGUUAAUGAGUAUCAUGAGGUUACACGAGCAUUUUUGGAGUUCUAUGAUCAUUUACUUGGAUUCAAAAUGGGUGCAAGAACCAGGGUUCACAACAGUUUAGUAAAAGAGGGUCUGCUGGUUAGUAAGUCUCAAGCUGAUGGAUUAUUGCUGGAUUACUCUCCUGAUGAAGUUAAAACAGCUCUUUUUGCUAUACCAAAUGACAAAGCUCUUGGACCUGAUGGUUUCAGCAGUGGUUUCUUUAAAGAAACUUGGAAUAUCAUAGGGAAUGAUUUCACAGCUGAUAUUCUCUCUUUUCUCAACAUAGGGAAGAUUCUAUAG